CUUUAUCAGAUGAUCCCUCUCACAAUUGGGACCUCUGGAUCUAUCUGUCGGCAACAUUGACCGAAUUAUACCGAGUAAACACAGAACACAGAAAGCCGUAGAAGCGACGACGUUGCGAAUGCCCUCAUCAGAGCAGAUCGAGUUGCUCGCUACACCAUGUGUCACAUGCCGUGAAUAUCAUCUUAAAUGCGAUCGCUCGGUUCCAAGAUGUGGUCGCUGUGUUCGAGCAGGUCGCGAAUGCAAACUAGGCUUCAAAUUCAAACCUAGUAAAGACACGUUCAAAAGAAACCAAAAAUGGCUCAAGCCGCCGAAAAAGUUAAUUUACGUCGAUGAGAGACAAGGUCUGACCAUAGGAAGCCCCUCAGAGGAUACUUCUCUAUACGAGUUUCAUAUAGGCGAAAGUCAUAACUGGCAGCAGGAAUCGACUGCCUCGAGCGUCACACCUCCAGCUAUUCCCAAUUCAACAGAGUACAACAGGGCAGGUGGCCAGCCGGUAGAUGCUGUUCAAGCACAGAAUACCCCGAGAAACAAUGGAGGGAUUCCAGCUAAUGAUACGCCCGUCGUUGAGCUUCACUCUCAUGGACAUAUUCCCGGGUCUAAAUCUGCUAGUUCUUAUGAUUUAACGUCUUCAGAUAUAGAGAACGGACGCGUACCCCACGCUGGUAGUAUUGGUAGUAUUGGUAGUAUUUUGACGCCUAGUUUUCACAAUGCUUCAAGCCUGCCACUCAAAGACCGGACGGAAGCACUUCUAUUUCGGCACUAUAUCCAGAAACUAGCAAUUUGUUUGGACUUGUGUGAUCCACAUAGGCAUUUCGAGUUGGUCGUUCCGGAGCGUGCUGCCGAAUGCUAUAUGCUUUUGAAUGCUAUCUUUGCCAUAGCUGCGAGACAUCUAAGCCAUACGACGGAUUUUGAUCCACUGGCUUCGAACAGGUAUCACGACGAAUGCCUAAGGUACCUCAUCCCAAUGUUAAAUCACGCCUCAACGGUGUCAGAUGAGAACUUAUUCGCGGCAACGAUUAUCUUGCGUAUGCUUGAGGAAAUGGAUGUUCCAACAACAGGUCAAGACACCUACAGCCAUCUACUCGGUAUUCAUGCCUUCGUUAAUGUCGGCGACCAAUACAUGGGUCCGGGAAGUCUAGGUGCAGCUUCAUUCUGGGUAGGACUCCGACAGGAGAUCUAUAUUGCGGUCAUCACGCAACAGCCCGUCAAGGUGUCUUUAGACCACUUCGUGGUGGACCGGUCAUUUGAACCGGCCGACGACUAUACAUGGUCAAAUCGGGCGAUUGUGCUUCUUGCGGACGUCCUCAAUCUAUGCUUCGGGAAUAACUCGUUGGCAGCAGGACAUUGGGGUGCCUUAGAUGAGGCAUGCAGAAAGUGGUCUAACACUCGGCCCCCGUCCUUCAACCCCUUCUUUUACAGGGAACGUACGGCAACCUCGGCUUUCCCGGAAAUUUGGCAUGGGUCAGGUUGUCAUGUCAUUGGGAUUCAACAUCAUAUUCUAGCCCAGCUGUUCCUGACUCAGUUUGAUCCUUCGAUACCCAAAGUAGGCACAAAUCGCCGAACAGCAGUGAAGCAAAUGACACAUCGGAUUGAAAACCUCGUAAGGGAGCUCUGUGGUAUCGGGGUAUGCAAUCAAUGGACUCCACCGGGCAUGUUUACUGCUUGCAUGGGUAUCGCUAUGUUUGGCGAUCAAUUCGGCGAAAGGUCCGACCAGGAAGCUCUAAUGGACAUUCUAAGGAAGACGGAAGCAGAUCACGCUCGUCCGACUGCGUCAAUACAGCAGCAACUGAUGAAAGCGUGGGGCUGGUUACCAGAAAACGACGAAUGAAACAAAUAUUGACUUCAACCAACCCCUUAUCAAGCGAAGACAUGGUACACGAGAAGCCAAAGAGAUUGCAAAGUGGACUAAAGGGCGCUUAGGAUCGCCCCAGAUUACCGAACUUGGCCAGGCCUAUAUCCCCACGUUAUUUAACGUGGGGAUAUACUAAGAUCUAUGGGUAUAGACACCGGGGUAACGUGCGAAUGAUGUUAGUCUCUCUGGGGUACUCCGGAUACUGCAUAUGAGCGAAAAAUGCAGACCAGUGGAUGAGAUAAACUUAUCUCUGGGGUUCGGGCGAUUUUACCGUUUUCGCAAAAGAAGGGGUAGUUGUC
Messenger RNA from Daldinia vernicosa, 2151 nucleotides. RefSeq lists its product as uncharacterized. Lineage: Eukaryota; Fungi; Ascomycota; Sordariomycetes; Xylariales; Hypoxylaceae. Gene Ontology annotation, biological process: positive regulation of transcription by RNA polymerase II. The record is from RefSeq and is a predicted model, not a curated record. Bases 119 to 1828 code for a protein of 569 amino acids. Gene Ontology annotation, molecular function: transcription cis-regulatory region binding; DNA-binding transcription factor activity, RNA polymerase II-specific; zinc ion binding. The transcript is spliced from 10 exons. Gene Ontology annotation, cellular component: nucleus.